This is a messenger RNA of Fundulus heteroclitus (mummichog), 5828 nucleotides long. It is a transcript of the gene gab2, whose product is annotated as GRB2-associated binding protein 2. The record is from RefSeq and is a predicted model, not a curated record. NCBI's taxonomy places the organism in Eukaryota, Metazoa, Chordata, Actinopteri, Cyprinodontiformes, Fundulidae. The coding region runs from base 377 to 2407 and encodes 676 amino acids. The transcript has 10 exons.
CCCACAGAUAGUUCCUCGCCCCGCAUCAGUUCUCUACUUUUCCCUGCGCGGCUCACUGUCACACGGCCGUGCUUACCUUCAGAGUCCCUUGCCGGUGGCUUCUUCUUCUUUUAAUUAUUAUUAUUAUUAGUUUUUAAUUUAAAUUUUUUGCACACCGGCAGAUCUUUGCGCUGCUUCCCCCAGGGACCGACUUGCUCCCCAUCUGCGACCUUGUUCCCUGUACUGAUUUCCAAUGGAGGGAGCGGAUUGCGGCAGGGAGAGCCGAGCACCGACAGCAGCGCAUUGAACGGGCGAGCCGUCAUGUAUUAGCGGGCAGGCGGCACUUUGGGAGCGAGUUAGAGAAGAAGAAGCAGGAGAAGCAGCAGCAGCAGCAAACAUGAGCGGGGGAGAAAUCAUCUUUCAGGGCUGGCUGAGGAAAUCACCCCCGGAGAAAAAGCUGAGGAGAUAUGCAUGGAAGAAACGGUGGUUUAUACUUCGGAGCGGCCGAAUGAGCGGCGACCCUGACGUCCUCGAGUACUACAAGAACGACCACUCGAAGAAGCCCAUCCGGGUCAUCGACCUGCACUGCUGCGAGCAGGUGGACGCCGGCCUGACCUUCAAGAGGAAGGAGUUCCAGGACAGCUUUGUUUUCGACAUCAAGACGUCGGAUCGCACGUUUUACCUCGUCGCCGAGACGGAGGAAGAGAUGAACAAGUGGGUCCGCUCGAUCUGCCAGCUGUGCGGUUUUAACCAGUCGGACACCACUCACGAGAGUAGAUUACACCAUAUGCCCCGAUCUGUCGGAGCAGAUGUCCCCGGCUCGAUGGCUCCUCUGAGCGGCGAACGGAAGUCGUCGGCGCCCGUUCACUCCAGCCAGCCGAUGCUCUUCACCUUCGACGUGCCGGUGCGCCAGUUGCACCACGGCUCCCUGUCCAACAGCGCUCCUCAGGACUACCUCCUCCUCCACCAGUGCAUGAGCAGGAAGACGGAGAGUGCACGGAGUGCCAGUUUCUCCCAAUCCACACGCAGCAAUAUGUUACUGGGCAACGACUCCCCGGUGCAGAAACUUUCCUACGGCUAUUCCAACGGCCUAAACGGCACGGGCGCUCAGCUGCACGGCUUCUACAGCCUCCCCAAACCUGGAAAGCACCAGCUGUCCGUGCACGACGACUCCUCGCAGGAGGCCUGCUACGUCCUGCCGCGGGGCUACAGCUCCGAGGCCCCGCCUCACAGCAGCCUCGGCGACCCGGACUUUGAGAACGAGGAGGUGUACACUUUUAAAACGCCGUGCAACGCCCUCGCCACGAUGCACAGCAACGAGCGGUCGCCGGACAAUUACGACUUCCCCACCACGCCCGGCUCCUUCUACCAGAUCCCACGGACGUUUGACAAGAACCACAACUCCCUGACGCCCUCCAGCUCCGAAUCCUCCUGCGCGCCUCCACCCAGGCCCCCUAAGCCUAACCAGGGGUCGGAGGGAACCUGGGGGAGUCCCCAGUCGGCGGGGAGUCAGAACGGGGAGAUGACGUCUGCGGUCUCGGCCCUCCCACGCAGGAACACUCUCCCCGCCGUUGAGAACAUCCGGCUGCACAGAGGCUCCUCCUUUGAAAUCAACAACCACCAUCGUUUGUUCCACUUCAACAACUCGGGCCAGUCUGUGGAGUCUGUGAACGACGGCUUCAGCUCAUACCUGAGAAGUCAGACUCCUUUGACUCGCUCGGACAGCGGCAAUUCAGAUGACAACUAUGUCCCCAUGAAUCCUGGCUCCUCGCCGCUCAGCGCCGCCCAGGCCGACAGCCCGAAGGACGUCUACAUCCCUAUGAGCCCUGGGCCGCACCACUUCGAUUUCCCAGGGUUCUCUGCAACAUUACCUGCCCGCAAGGGGAGCAGCGCGUCCUUGUGUCACAGGCCCGGUCGUCUGAGUGAUGUUACACCUCCUCCCAUCAACCGUAACCUUAAGCCUAACAGGAAAUCGAAGCCAACACCUCUUGAUUUAAAGAGCAACGGGAUCAUAGACGAGCUGCCGUAUAAGAGCCCCGUCACCAUGUCCUGGACUCGGCCCAUGCAUGAGCUGAACUCCUCCCACCACUGUCGACCCAUUUCCACGCAGAGCAUCACCAGCACCGACUCUGGGGACAGCGAGGAGAAUUACGUGGCUAUGCAGAAUCCAGCAUCUACCUCCCCAGCCGUGAGUGGCACCAGCAGCCCAGCCCCUCGGAAGUCUGGGAACGUGGACUACUUGGCUCUGGAUUUCCAGCCUGGCUCACCCAGCCCACACAGAAAACCCUCCACGUCCUCUGUGACAUCUGACGAGAAGGUGGAUUAUGUGCAAGUGGACAAGGAAAAGACCCAGGCGCUUCAAAACACCAUGCAGGAGUGGACCGAUGUACGGCAGUCGGCUGAGCCCGUCAAGGGCAUCAAAUCCUGACACUGACUCAUGCAAAAAAACUGAACAAAAACCAAAAAUGCAUCGUUGAGUCAAGGAUCUCCAGGAUUGUGCUCUGACCACUACCGUAAUAAAUAGCAUUUGGACUUGUUAAAGACCUACAUUUUGGGACUAAAAGCCAUAAUGAUCCUCUGCCUGUUCUCUCUGUGAUAUUUAUUACUGCACUGCGCUGCUAGCAUGCAGGAUAUCAGGCCAUACAGGUAAAAGCGAGCUGCCAAAGCUUCAGAAGAGUGUAUAAAAAUAUCAUAUUCACUAUCACUCCAAGUCUUCUUGAAUAUAUUGUGUGAUUAAACCUGUCCCACCAUGCCUCAGCAGAUAUCCGUUUUGGGUGCAUCCAGAUGGCAAUUUGCUCCGAAGCAGCAGCACUGGCUAACUGGUCUAACUAUAUUAAUAUACUGUGACAGUACGUGUACAGGUCUCAGGAAUGACAUGAUGCUCUCCAAUUUGGGCACACUUUCUCCCCCCCUCACCCCCCCACUUCAAUCUGUCAUUUGUGCUGAGUCUUGCAGUAGCAGUAAGGAGGAGAUUAUUUUCACCGCAGGCAAUCAUUUCAGCUUAGCGGUGCAUGUCUGGCAAGAGGAGAGGGGAGACAGAAAUAUAGCCAUUCAAAUAUGCAAAGGGCCCGUGUCAAGAUUGCCUAAUGAUAACUGCACAUGUCUGUUGCCUCAGUUUCAAUUAGGUAGGAAACCAGACCAGAUUUAGAAGCUGUCAGGCUCAGGAUGGCAGUCCAAUUAUUUUCAUGUUGCCAUAAAGUUAUUAAUGUUCAGAUGAGCAGAAUGAUGAGAAUAAAACAUUUUUUUUUAAAUCCUUUCACUUUUAAGGGCAUAUAUCAUCAUUGCUAUAGCUUUUUGUUUUCAGUGGUGUUGAGAAGUGUAUCUUACUGCAGUUAUAUUCAUUUCCAUAGUCAAAAUGAAGACAUUUGUCAAAAAGAAUUAACAGAAGCCAGCCAGUAGAGUGAUAGUGUUACAUUUGGGAAGCCAAACAAAGGUACAGAUAGCAGAUUAUCCUGCUCAUAUUUGAAUUCAUGAAGUAAGGACGUAGAUAGCAAUGGACUCUGUGAUGAGGAGUCCAGGAGAAAUGUUGCCAGAGAGCAACAGAGAGGAGAACUAACAUACUGCCACCCUAUGGAGCAAUUAGAAAGUGAAAAAUGAUUGCACUGGAUUCAGAUAGGAAUUGCAUUGACCAGCAUUGUUACUCGGAUGUGCACGAGCAUGCGUAGGCCCAUUUCUAAAAGUAGUAGGCUGACACAGGGGUUGUGCCAGUCUCACUUUUCUCCACAUAAUCUGUCUGUGUUUUAUAUUAGUCGUGAAGGUUUUAUGGCACCACAGCGGUGUAGCAGGAAGGGAGUUAAAAUACUGAUAUACAUUCAGACUGUAGCUGCAAUCACUUUCUCCUUGAUUUCCCUCAGACAGAGAAAAAGAAAGUCACAGAUUAUUGAAGGUAAAGAUACAGGAAGUUUAAGUAUGGGUUUUGAUUUAGCCCAAUCUGUGAACUUCAGAAGAUUUCUUUUUUUUUUUUUUUUGGGGGGGGGGGGGGGGGGUAUUUUUACACAUAAAAAGUCAAACACUGCUGUAAAAGAAAGCAUUAUCCUACCUGAAUAGCUUUUAAGUUGACAGACAACUGUAGUUGCCUUGAUGGUCUGGCUGUUGACUCCCUGCUCAAGCUACCUGUAAUGGCCAAGGCAUAAACUGUGAUGGGUCUUUUAUGCUAAGGUUUGGGUUGUUCUUAUCCUUAAAUCGGAAAUUCCAAUUAUUUCAUAAUCCUGGGAAAAAAAGACUUUCCAACUGAGCGAUUGAGGAAAAAUCAGUUCUUCUGUUUACUUCUAUAGAGUGCACCCACAUUGCCUGAAUAGAUUAUCUCAGCAGCAGGAGAACACUCUCUAUCCUUUUUAUGGCUCACCAAUAGGAAGUCAAACUUCCAUUUGAUCUUUAUUUUAAUCAAAAAAACUGUAUGCAUCCUAUUUUAUGCCUUUAAAGCAUGACUUUGCCCUUUUUAAAUAAUUUUAAAGUACAGUUCUCUGUAACUGUACACUGACCGAGAAACCUUAGUAGAUGGGAGUAAAACCAAAGCAAGAAGUGCUCCAUUACGCAAAGUUAGUAGAUGGACAGCAGCAUAUGUCAUGCAUUUACUGCAUUGUUGUCAGGCUUAACAUUCCCCACACUACAUUUCUGAACAUUAUUACAUGUAAAUUAUUCACAUAAUGAGAUAUUUAAGUGCAUCUUGACUGUUUGAAAUUCUUUGCACUUGUGUGGUACAAAAAAGUGCGCUAGAUUAAUUAACAUGGGAACUCAUCAGUAAUGGUAUUUGCAUAAAAUAUAGAAGUGCAUUUUGAAUACUUCUGUGUUUCUGUGAUUUGCCUUAUAUUUUCGUUUUCUCUUAGAAUGUAGAUCCUGAUAUGAAAGAGUUUGAUUACUCAAUUGUCUGUUCAGAUGAGGACCACGUUGUAUUUAGAACCACUGAGUGAUCAGUUUCUAACUGAAGUGAAGUCCAGUAUUUCAUUGUGGGCUGGAACCACCUAAUAAGAAUAGUAUAGCCAUGCGGUGCUGGAUGGUGUUAUCGGUUAUUAUUUACAUUCUAAUGUUUUUUCUACACUUUUUACGUUUUUUCAAAAAUCUUUUUAAUCAUAUUUCUUAUUAUGGAUUAAUGUAACAAAAUGUGAUGUACAAAUGGAGAAGAUCAGGCUAAAUUGAGCAAAAAUGUGUUGGAGAUUGUGUUUAAUUCUGCUUUAAAUUCGAAGAUGGGCUAUUUAAGAACCAGUCAUGAAUUUGGGAUGGCUGGAUGUUGUACGCCCAGGCUGAUUGUUAAAAAAACAAAACAAAACAACCUCCCCAGAUAAGCUGUGAUGUACAAAGAGGGUAGAAAAGAUUGAAGAAGAAGAGCUUGUCUACCUGUCAGUCUCUGACGUGAAUUGGGGGUAUAAUUUAUUAUCUGGAGAUGCUCGCUGCAAGCAGGGGAGCUGUGUACGUGUUGUGGUAGAUUGUAAACUGAGUUAUGUUCAGUGACAGCCUUGCAAGGCGGGACUGAAAACGGCGCUCAGAUCUACUGUCAGAGUGAUGACGUACUGUACUGAUAAAGAUCUUUUUUUCUUUUCUUUUUUUUAAAAAACCACUGUUAUUGCUACUACUGUAAAGCGUUUGCAGACUGCUUGUGUGUUAACUUAUUAAUUUAUAGUGUGUUUUAAAGUUAAUUGUGGGGGGGGGGUGACGAAAAAGGAGUAAGGAAAAAUUCUACUAACAUUAGUGUAUAUCUUCACAUUUUUUAAAGAGUUUGAGAAGUUAUGCAAGUGUGACUGCAAUGUGGUACAGUUAAUUUGGGAUACACAAGUAUACCUUGUCAUUCAAAUAUUAUGUAAAACUUAAACUGUGGAAAUAGAAUAAAUCAAGGAGUUAAACUCUGGUGGUAA